UUCUGCAGAGGAAUGUCGCUGCUGCUGCUACAGCUCAGCUGGGAUGGAGGACUGACAGAUGUUUCCAGAAAAGGAUGUCGGGACCGCAAUCUCUUCUACUAUUAAAUAACCAUGAUGCUCAAAAAAAACAUAAUAGUUAUCUCCACCUCUGACUGGCAAUCAAGAACAUUCAAUCAGAUCUAAGAGAACCGCUGCUGAAUUCAGAGACGAUAAUUAGUCGUUCAGCUUCAUAUUUGCUUCGAAGCAUGGAUCCUUAACUUCCUCAGCCACCAGAACACUCUGUCACACCCUCCCUUCGGUUGUUCUGUGACUAGCCGUCAGGGGGAGUUCCACUGUACCGCCACGCGUUACUGUACAAGCCCCAGACGCACCGUCAAGAUGUUUUCAGCGCUCAAGAAGCUGGUGGGGUCCGAGCCAGGGCAGUUCCGGGACAAGAACAUUCCAGCUGGCCUGCAGUCCAUGAACCAAAGUUUGCAGAGACGCUUCGCCAAAGGUGUCCAGUAUAACAUGAAAAUAGUCAUCCGGGGUGACAGAAACACCGGAAAGAGUACUUUAUGGCAUCGACUGCAGGGCAAGAAGUUUGUGGAGGAGUACCUGCCCACUCAGGAGAUCCAAGCCACGAGCAUCCAUUGGAAUUAUAAAACUACUGAUGAUGUGGUCAAGGUAGAGGUGUGGGACGUUGUAGACAAAGGCAAAGGCAAGAAGCGCGGAGAGAAUUUAAAAAUGGAGAAUGAGCCUCAAGAGUCUGAUGAGGUGGCCCUGGAUGCAGAGUUCCUGGAUGUGUACAAGAACUGUAAUGGAGUCAUCAUGAUGUUUGACAUCACCAAGCAGUGGACUUUUAACUACAUCCUGAGGGAGCUGCCCAAAGUACCCACCCACGUGCCGGUGUGCGUGUUGGGCAACCACAGGGACAUGGGCGAGCACCGCGUCAUCCUCCCCGACGAUAUCAGAGACCUAAUCGCUGGACUGAACAGACCAAUGGGAGCGUCUUACAUCCACUAUGCAGAGUCCUCAAUGAAGAAUGGGUUUGGUCUGAAAUAUCUGCACAGGUUUUUCAACAUCCCCUUCCUGCAGCUACAGAGAGAGACCCUCCUGAGGCAGCUGGAGACAAACCAGCUGGACAUGGAUGCCACCCUGGAGGAGCUCUGUGUCCAGCAGGAGACUGAAGAUCAGAACUAUGAGAUUUUCCUGGAGAACUUGGAGACUCGCAGUAAGGGCUUCGGCUCUCCUGGUCCCGCUAACGGUCAGAGUCCUGACUCGGGCUCCCAGUCCCCCAUCGUCCCUCCCAGCGGGGCGUCCACGGGCAGCUCCAGUCCCAGCACCCCUCAGCCCCCCGCACCCUCCCAGGUUCUCCCGCAGUCUCCCACUGUGUCUGCCUCCUCCCCUCCACCACCACCUCCGACGACGGCCGUCAGCGCAGCCAGUUCCCCCGCCAUUGAGUCGAAGCCGCCUGCCCAGUCGCCCGAGCACCUUCAGUCCUCGGCCGCACCGGGAGGGUCGGCAACCCAGAAACGCGGCUUCAUGUCCCGCUGGUUUGGAUCAUCUCCAGCCUCGGAGGCUCCUGCUUCGGCGCCAGACGACCCGCCCGCAUCAGUGUGUCCCACUAAGGUUCAGAGUCUGGAUGACUUUGUGCCAGAUGAGAGGCUGGAUAGAAGCUUCCUGGAGGACAGCCUGCCCUCCAAGACCAAGGUGCCUCCGCCUGCUCUGGCUGUGGACAGCGACAGUGACGGCGAAGACAGAGGAAACCCCAUGGUGUCUGGUUUCCAGGAUGAGCUGGAUCUCGACGACACAGAGCCCAGCCUUCCCCAACCUAAGACCCUGCCCCCCAGCAAAGACUUCACUCUGACCAGUGACGAGGACGAGGGGGUUCCAGAGGCCCCCGCCAUCACACAGAACCAAGACCUGGACAGUGAACCUGAGCUGAAAGCGCCCGUGAUCCACAUCACAAAACCAAAGGCAGCUUCUAAAGCCCCGGAGCUCAGAGGCCAGAGCGCAGCGCCCAUCUCCCUCACUUUAACCCCAGCAGCAGAGCAGCUGCCCCGACACCAGGGCAAGAAGAAGGGAAGUCCGACCAGAACUGAGGACUCUGAUACAGACCCCGAGACCCCUGUGGCUCAUCAGAUGCUCUCGUAUGUCAUGGAUGACCCGGACUUUGAGUCGGAAGCGCCGGACACACCGAAAAUAACAAAGGACAUAUUUCCAGUCAGAGACGAGCUUCUGUCCGACCUCUCUGACGACGACAUGCAGUUAGCCAAGGUGCCAGAACCCCUGAAGCCCACCCUGAUCUCCUUCAAACACAAGGACGACACCGACCUGUUUGGACUCGGCAUCCAAGAAGAGGCUCCCGCAGCCAAGGAGAGCAGCGAGGAGCAGGAAGACAAAGAAAGCAAACACUCCUCCAAAGACAAGAAGAAAAAGAAGAAGAAGAGCAAAGAGGAAGACGAGAAGAACAAGAAGAAACACAAACACAAGAAAAAGGAGAAGGACGAAGUCGCAGCGGGAGACGAGAAAGACAAAAAGAAGAAGAAGUCCCGGACCAAGAAAACAGAAGUGGACGAGCUGGAGGACUUUCUGGGCGGAGGAGCGGCGUCGAUCAAAAGAGAUGACGGUGAUUAUGAAGAACUAUAAAAAAAAAACAACAACAAAAAAAGCCUCCUGGUUCCUUGACUUGUAAGAGCAUAAAGCAUCUCCAAGCCAUACGCAAUACGCAAGGCUACCAACAACACCCAGGUAAAAUCACUAAGACUCUGGUACCUGUAUGUUCCUUCUGAUCGAUUUCCCCACCUGCACUACUGCUGUCACUUCCAUUCCAGCCGACAGGAAA
Messenger RNA from Anoplopoma fimbria (sablefish), 2824 nucleotides. Its product is annotated as rab-like protein 6. Gene Ontology annotation, cellular component: nucleus; cytosol. The record is from RefSeq and is a predicted model, not a curated record. Gene Ontology annotation, molecular function: GTP binding. Lineage: Eukaryota; Metazoa; Chordata; Actinopteri; Perciformes; Anoplopomatidae. The transcript is spliced from 16 exons. Bases 379 to 2628 code for a protein of 749 amino acids.